AUGACACGCAGAGAUGUUGUCCUUUAUAAUUGCAUUAUAGAUGGGUACGCUAAAAAAGCUUCAUUGGAUGUCUGCUUGGUUCUGUUGCAGAAGAUGAGGGAAGAUGGAGUUAAAUCAAAUGCAGCCACGCUUCUAGGACUACUAUCAUCCUGUGCUUCCUCUGGUGCUUUAGGUUUUGGGCGGCAUAUCCACGACUACGCAAAGGAGGAGAAGUUGGAAAUCCAAGCUUCUCUGGGGACCGCUCUGUUGGAUAUGUAUGCGAAGAAUGGAUGUCUGGAGGAAGCAAUUUCAGUUUUCAACCAAAUGAAGGAUAGAGAUGUGAAGGCAUGGACAGCCAUGAUGAUGGGAUUUGCAGUUCAUGGCAGGUCAGAGGAGGCUCUGCGGCUGUUUGAUGAAAUGGAGGAGAGUGGGAUGAGGCCUAAUGAGGUGACCUUACUUGCUGUUCUCUCUGCUUGCAGCCAUGGGGGAUUUGUGGGCUUAGGAAAAGAUUACUUCAAGAAAAUUGUUUUUGAAUACAGGGUAAGCCCUGGGAUUAAGCAUUAUGGAUGCGUUAUUGACUUGUUGGGCAGGGCUGGAUUGCUGCGAGAAGCUUAUGAGCUGGUGAAAAGCCUGCCUAAUGGAGGAGAUGCCAUGGCUUGGCGAGCUUUGCUUGCUGCAUCCAGGGUUCAUGGAGAGAUAGGAUUGGGAAGCUGGCCAGAGAAGUUUUGGCAGCCAUGG
This is a messenger RNA of Phalaenopsis equestris, 717 nucleotides long. Its product is annotated as pentatricopeptide repeat-containing protein At1g26900, mitochondrial-like. Gene Ontology annotation, biological process: RNA modification. NCBI's taxonomy places the organism in Eukaryota, Viridiplantae, Streptophyta, Magnoliopsida, Asparagales, Orchidaceae. The record is from RefSeq and is a predicted model, not a curated record. The transcript has a single exon. Gene Ontology annotation, molecular function: protein binding; RNA binding. The annotation marks the transcript as partial.